This is a messenger RNA of Penaeus monodon (black tiger shrimp), 1444 nucleotides long. RefSeq names its product keratin, type II cytoskeletal 2 epidermal-like. The record is from RefSeq and is a predicted model, not a curated record. NCBI's taxonomy places the organism in Eukaryota, Metazoa, Arthropoda, Malacostraca, Decapoda, Penaeidae.
GUUGGCACUAAAAACAAGGCUCCCAUAGUGACAGGCUACUACGCAUGAAGAGCCGAAGGAGAGAGGGGGAGAGACGAGGCACCUUUUCAGUCCGCGAGGCCAGCUCCUUGCGAGACGUCGUGGGUCAGCUUUUCCUGGCGAGGAAGGUCCGCGAUUGAGACUCGCUCAAGAUGUGCACCACGCCCAUGUGCUUGGCCCUACUACUCCUCGUGGGCGUGAAUGGAGCUGCCGUCGUGGGCGAGGAUGAAGGCCCAGGCGGCUCGUGGGCGGCGUGUGAAGGGGCGGUCUGCUAUGAAGUUCUCCGGCAGACUGAAGGCCUCCACAGACUCAAGCUCCUCAGGGGGUACAUCAUCCAGACGAUGCGCUUGAUGGACAAACUCGCGACCACCAUGGACGAGGAGUUGAUUCAGGCGGGAAGGGAAAUGGCUGACUUCAUUGGACCCAAAUGCGAGGCGUCGCAUGCCUUCCUCAGAGACAUCAUUGCGACGUCAGCGGCUGCUGAUCGAAGUGAUGUCAACGAGAACUUCUCGUCGACGUCACAGCGAGAGAACCUGAUCGAAGAGGAUGGCGACGACGAUCGAUGGACCGCACAGACUUCCUCCACCGCAACAUUUAGAGAUGAGAAUGACUACGACUCACAGGAAGACGACCUCGAGCAAUCUUCCAGCUUUAUGGGUCGCGGCUUCAGCACCCAGAGCACAACCAACAAAGUCAAAGCCCAUGGCAAUGGCGGUAAAGACCUAGGGGGAGGACCACCCCAGGGCUCUCCAAGGCCGCCUUACGUUCCCCCAGAGACGCCAGGCACCACAGACUGGAGGGGAAGGGGCAGCACAGAGAGAGGUCGUCAUACCUGGUCAGAGGGGAACAGAGGUCACCAUGGCGGGUCAGGCUGGAGAGGAAGUCAUCACAGGGCUGAGAGCACCACGAGCAGGAAGUAUUAUACCGACGCUAGCGGAAGUACUGGGUCAGGCUGGGGCGGUGCCAGUGGGGGAAGAGGCGGUACGGGGUCAGGCUGGGGCGGUGCCAGCGAUGGAAAUGGAGGUACUGGUUCAGGCUGGGGCGGUGCCAGUUCAGGAAGCACAGGGUCAGGCUGGGGCGGUGCUAAUGGAGGAAGCACAGGGUCAGGCUGGGGCGGUGCCAACGGGGGAAGUGGAUGUAAAGGAGUACCACCUGGCUCUCCGAACUGGGUGCCAGGACUGGACCAGUGGUGUGCUCAGAACUGCCCUACUGGUUACUGUCCCGAAGCUCAGUGUGUGUGUUGAACCCUCUGAAUCUUCACGGCGCAACCAUCUUUGUAUUUUCUCUUUCCACCUGAAUGUGUUAACAAUGGUAUUUCCGUGGCAUAUGUUUUUUUAACAGUGUAUUUAAAGCCCAUGAUUUCAGUUAUGAUUAUACCUGUAGGUUGAAACAUUCUAUACGAAUUCUAUACUAUACUAGAAAUAUG